UGAAAGAACGUAUAAGGUGCAAUUGCACCUUAAAAGUACAAUUGCACCUCCUAGAGCCUAACCUCAUUCUGGUCUAACCUAGAAGGUUUCUAGUUUGAUCCACUUUCUUCUGGAUUUUCGUCAAUAUUAUAUUUAAUAUAUCUGAUUAUAUCAAGAAGUUGAGCAAAAUUAUUUAAAAAAUCAAUCGAAUAUCAAGAAUAUCAUCCAAACGUGGUAUCUCAAGGUGAAGUCGAAGACGCGCAACUCUCACCAACCAGUGGGAACCACUUCGAAAAGGAAGAUUUUCAUCAACGCUAAUAAAUAACAGAAUGUAUUAUUGAGUAUUUCGUUCGUAUCGAAAACAAGUGUAUAUACGGCUGUCGCGACAUGUCUGUCAAACUUUUGCGCUGUCUCGCCAGCGACUUUAUUCCGAAGGGCCAGCAUGUCCGUCACGGCCAUCGGAUGCGAGGAAAACCGCCGACAAUCGCCCGUACCUUGAAGCAACGUCUCGAGGAACUGAAUCGAGAGGACCCGACUUUGGAUUUCAAGGUGAACAUUGGUUAUCCGAUGACCAAGAUCUCCAGACGCUCGAUGAUAAGCGGUUGGAUGAACGAGAUCAUAGCACGCAGGAACAACGCUGAGCUCGAGAAAUCCUCGCGUACCAGGAAGCUGUUGGUGGACCUAAAGACAGUGAAAGAGAAUUGGCUACAAAUCGAUGGAUCCUCUCACACUCACAGAAUAGCGAAGCACUAUGGCGUUUACAAUGAUCUGUACGGAGACGCUUACUUCAUGCCGGUAGUCCCACUGAACAUAAGCUAUGAUACAGAGGAUGACAAGCUGAUAAAGGUUUACACCGGUAACGUGAUCAAGCCAGGCGAAGCUUCUAAGGCACCUGAUGUAACAUAUGAUGCAGAGGAUGGAACACUGUGGAGCUUGAUAAUGUCUACACCAGAUGGUAACUUGACCAGCGCAGACAACGAGUAUUGUCACUGGUUCAUCGGCAAUAUUCCUGGAAAUCGUUUGAAGGAAGGAGAGGAGUUAGUGGAUUAUCUGCAACCGAUAGCGCCAUACGGCAUCGGGUACUGCAGAUACAUCUUCGUGCUUUACAAGCAGAAUCAUAGCAUAGAUUUCUCGGAAUACAAGAAAACUAAGCCCUGCUUGAAUCUAAAGGAGCGUAACUGGAGAACGCUAGAUUUUUAUAGAAAAUAUCAGGACCAGUUGACACCUGCUGGUUUGGCGUUCUUCCAAUCAGAUUGGGAUCACUCGCUAAAGGAAUUUUAUUACAAUAUGCUAAAAAUGAGAGUGCCGAUAUUCCGGUACGAUUUUCCUAAACCGUACAUAAAGAAGCAAACGUGGUUCCCUUUGAAGCAACCCUUCAAUAUUUAUCUAGACAAAUAUCGCGAUCCCAAACAGAUAAGAAAGGAAUUUCUGUUAAGAAAGCUGAAGAAGGUUCAUCCCUUCGACGGGCCAGAGCCACCAAGAAGAUUCCCGUUGGCUCAUCCUGAUGGCAAAUACAUACCUUCCUGGCUAAAAUUCGAGAUAAUAAAGAAGAGGCGGGGAUACAGUCAUGUUAACGACCUCAAUGAAUACUAGAUUUAUACUAAUUGAUAAUGCAGAAUAUUGUACAAUAAAUAAAAGUUGUUUUCAAAUGUUGUAUUUUAUUGUGA
This is a messenger RNA of Mycetomoellerius zeteki, 1646 nucleotides long. It is a transcript of the gene mRpL38, whose product is annotated as mitochondrial ribosomal protein L38. Lineage: Eukaryota; Metazoa; Arthropoda; Insecta; Hymenoptera; Formicidae. Bases 367 to 1572 code for a protein of 401 amino acids. The transcript has a single exon. The record is from RefSeq and is a predicted model, not a curated record. Gene Ontology annotation, cellular component: mitochondrial large ribosomal subunit.